AAUGCUGCCAUUGAGUCAGCCUCACUUCUGGGCACUCCUGCUGCUGGUAGUGUCAAAUUUGCUUCUGUGGGAGAAAACUGCAUCAAUUCCUGAAUGUCACCCAGAAGAGGGGCGCUGCUGGAAUCCCCUUGUGAACACAUUUAACAAUGCCAUCCAGCGAGCUGAAGUCAUUCAUGUUCUUGCUGAGCAAAUGCAUGAAGAGUUUUACCACAACCCAUUCUCAUCUGGACAAUUUACAAAACUUGUUGCACGAAUGUUUAGGCGUGAUCAGGCUGUUCUCAGAGCCAGAAACCAUUGCCACUCUAACAGCACAAACCCACCAGAUCAUGGACCUGAACACGAAAAUAUCAAAACCAAAAAGUAUUUAAAAACGUUGAUCAAUUAUGUGGGUUCCUGGAUCAGCCCUCUAUUCCAUCUAGUGCUUGAACUGCGUGCCAUGCAAGAUGUCCCUGAAGUUAUCCUCUCAAAAGCUAAGGAGAUAGAAGAAAACAACAGAGAAAUCCUGGAAGACCUUAGGUGGAUACUCACCCAGGUCUAUCCUACAGCAAAGAUAAAGGAAAAAUUUCCCAGCUGGGAAUAUCUUCCAUCCAUAAAAUCAAAUGACAAAAGUGAUAAAUUUUUGGCAUUUUUUAACAUUUCUCACUGCCUACGCAUCGAUAUAUUCUACACUAAAUAUCAUCUCAGAACAUUGAUGUGUCGCAUAACUGGGAAAGAUUGCUAAGUCCACGUAUACGUAUACAUGGUCUGCUUGGUAGAUUGUCCAUGACAGUCCAUUGCUGAGAACCUUCUUUAAGUUGUAUACCUUUGGAAUGCAUAUGUAUGUGUAAUUGGUCUCUUUUUAAACAAUAAAAUCCUUCUAUUUAGAAGUGUCCAAAUCUAAAAA
Messenger RNA from Grammomys surdaster, 883 nucleotides. Its product is annotated as prolactin-8A8-like. Gene Ontology annotation, cellular component: extracellular region. Gene Ontology annotation, biological process: positive regulation of receptor signaling pathway via JAK-STAT; response to nutrient levels; positive regulation of cell population proliferation. Gene Ontology annotation, molecular function: hormone activity; prolactin receptor binding. Bases 2 to 721 code for a protein of 239 amino acids. NCBI's taxonomy places the organism in Eukaryota, Metazoa, Chordata, Mammalia, Rodentia, Muridae. The record is from RefSeq and is a predicted model, not a curated record. The transcript is spliced from 6 exons.